This is a messenger RNA of Aspergillus eucalypticola CBS 122712, 1175 nucleotides long. Its product is annotated as flavin reductase family protein. The transcript has 2 exons. Gene Ontology annotation, molecular function: riboflavin reductase (NADPH) activity; FMN binding. NCBI's taxonomy places the organism in Eukaryota, Fungi, Ascomycota, Eurotiomycetes, Eurotiales, Aspergillaceae. Bases 162 to 974 code for a protein of 270 amino acids. The record is from RefSeq and is a predicted model, not a curated record.
CUGGUGGCUAGUAUGGUUGCCCAUUGAACCGUUGAGGGAUUUGUGUCUGUGUCUUCAUGAUGACUUUGGAGGGCUCCGAGAGUCUUUCUGUUGCUUCUCUCACCUCUGUUCUUUUGCCCGUCUCUCCGUGAGCUGCGAGCUCCGUCCGCCGCGGGAUAAUAAUGCUUCCUUACUCUAGAUCUAUACUUGCGGCCUGUCGGACGGUGGGCCAAUUCACAGGGCAAUGCGCACCAUCUAUUGGAACAGCUCUCCGAUACGGUCAACUGCAAUCCCGCAGAACGGUCACCAAAGUCGCCGCAGCCGCUAGAAAUCCCCAAUCCGACUUGAAAGGGGUUCAGAACACGAAGAACGAUGUCGUCGCCUUAUUAUCCAAACAAGUCCGUCUCUUGAUGAGACGAGUUCCUUACCCUGUCGCCAUCAUCACGGCCACCGAUCCCAACGGUCCGGCAGAUAAGGCCUUCCGCGGAAUGACCGUCUCCUCCUUUAACACCGUUACCCUCAGUCCGGAACCCGUCAUAUCGUUCAACGUGCGCCGGCCCUCCGAGACGCUCAGCGCGCUUCAAUCGUCGAAGCGCUUCCUUGUACACCUCCUCGCUCCCCGACAGACAACCGCUACCCUUGCACGAGACUUCUCCAAGGGCAACCACAAUUUGUCACUCUUGGAGGGGAAGAGUGAAUAUGAGUUCGUUGCGCACGAACAUUCCCUUCGUGGUGAUGAGACUUCCGGGAGACCUCUUCCGUUGUUGCAGAGGAAGCAGGAUGCUACGACCACAGGGUCGGAAGACUUUCCAUUCGUACUGGAGUGUCAGCUCCACCCGCAAAGUAUCCAGGUCCAGGACCACACGAUCGUCGUGGGAACUGUUGUUCGAGCGCUUUCAGGAGAGCUGUUGAGCCUUGACUCCGAGACAAAGGCUGGAGACCUUUGCCUGACGUACGCAAAUACUCACUUCUGGGAAAUGGGCCACGAGAUAUGAAAGACGGCUUUCAGAAUCCGUGGUCACUCAAGCCUUUCUCCCCUUAUAUUACCCGAUGCUCUAGAUACGGGCCAUACACAUUAUACUGUUAAAGUGCCGGUAGCCUCUCAAGGAGUUACGUUACCUCUGUAUAUUACGCAUACUCGAUAUCCUGGGCUUCAGCUGAAUCUCGCAAACACUAUCUCCAUUACAUGUACAUAG